This is a messenger RNA of Amphimedon queenslandica, 701 nucleotides long. RefSeq lists its product as uncharacterized. The record is from RefSeq and is a predicted model, not a curated record. The transcript is spliced from 3 exons. Gene Ontology annotation, biological process: signal transduction. Gene Ontology annotation, molecular function: protein binding. Lineage: Eukaryota; Metazoa; Porifera; Demospongiae; Haplosclerida; Niphatidae. Bases 21 to 701 code for a protein of 226 amino acids.
ACUACAGAAAUCAUGAUGCCAUGUCACUUCAUGUUUACAUACAAAAGAAAAAGUACACUGUCGAUAUCAUCAAUCGCUAUACACAUAUCGAAAUACGCUUUGAUUGCAAGGAAGCUUGUUUACAAAUUCGUAAGUUAGUCACAGAAGCUAUUAAAAAAAGCAGCAAAAAUCUCAAAGUGAACACUGAUUAUAUUUUUGCGUUCAAAUGCUCAAUGGAUGAACAAUGUUACUGCAUUGUCCACAAUAAAUCUUCUGCCAGUUGUACUCAUUGCCGAUUGCAGUGUAAAGUACUAGAAAGUGAUGAUAGCUACAGAUGCUGGUUUAGUGAUGAAUUGGCCAGUCCUACAGGAGCUGAACCAACAUUGAAAGUUCCACCCAUUAAGAAAAAUAGAACCACUCCAUUAAGUGCCAGUGACCUUGUUGACAUACGUGAUUUACUUGAAAAGCAUGGAUAUUCUGGUGUUGAUUACUAUGAUCUUGGUCUUCGUUUGGGUCUACUCCCUCGUACACUUGAUGUUAUUGAGAAUGAAAACAAAGGAAAUGUUCGUACGGGCCUAAGAGAAUGUUUGAAGGCAUGGCUGCAACAAGCUGAUAAUGUAAAAAGUAAAGGUGUUCCAACUUAUGAUAUAUUAAUACAAGCAUUGAGGGAUGAGAAAAAGAAUGCUGUAGCUGAUGGAAUUAAAAAAGAAUUAGAUGAUUAG